Messenger RNA from Effrenium voratum, 813 nucleotides. Lineage: Eukaryota; Dinophyceae; Suessiales; Symbiodiniaceae. The record is from the annotation of a GenBank genome assembly.
AUGAACUCCCUCCAGGGCCUGGGCUCCUGGGGGAGCAACCUGCUAGGGCAGGCUUCGGAGCAGCUGGCCCCUGCGGCAGCAGCUGCCGCUGCCUCCAUCCGCUCAGGCGUCAAGGAGGUGAAGAAGUCCGUGAAGGAGAACUUGGGCAACGUGAACUUGGGUUCCGUCGCCUUCAGCGGGGAGAGCCACUGCCUGGACGGCGCCCGUGGGGCGCCCCCUCGGGAGGUCACCGAGGUGGCCUUCCUGGCGGAGGGCGCCUUUGGGGCCGUCAUGAAGGUCGCCUGCAACAGGACCGGCGAGAAAUUUGCGCUGAAGAAGAUCAGCUGCAUGGAGGGCGUGCAGGUUGCCAGCAGUUUCGAGGCUGCCGAGCGGGAAGCCAAGAUUCUUAGCGAGCUGCCACCGCACGAGAACAUCAUACGCUGCCUGGGAUACUCCAUCAGUGCGCCGAAGGGUUCAGGCGGCGGCUGCGUGAAAGUUCUGCUGGAGCUUUGCAAUGGACAUCUCCUGGACUUCCAGGACUCCAAGGGAGGGAAGCUCUCUCCCAAGGAGAUGAUGGAGCCCUUUGUUCAGAUCGCAGAAGCGGUCCGGCACCUGCACGCUCAGAGGCCGCCCAUCCAGCAUCGUGACCUCAAAGUGGAGAACGUGCUUCAGGGCGCCGACGGGAAGUGGAAGCUUUGCGACUUCGGCUCCUGUAGCACCUGCUGCUUCGAGCCGGAGCUGCCGCGGGCGCAGCUGCAGCGGCUGCAGGAGAUGAGAUCGACAAGACGGUCACGAUGCUAUACAGGCCGCCGGAGAUGGCGGAUGUGCAGCUGA